AUGGGUGAAGUAUCAUUGGAGACAGCGGCGUACGCUAAAAUUAUAUUACAUGCGGCCAAAUAUCCCCAUUGCGCUGUGAACGGCGUUCUUUUAGCGGAUGCCACAAAAAUCAGAGAUGGAGCUAAGAAUCAGGACUUGGAUAUUGUCGAUACUAUCCCCUUGUUCCACCACAGUCACUAUUUGUCACCAAUGGCGGAGAUCGCAUUGACACAGAUAGAGACUGUGGCACAAGCAGACAAUCGUGUGAUAGCUGGCUACUACGCAGCAUGUGAGAACUUCAAGGAUAAUACUGUUGAAAAGUGUCCAGGACAGAAGAUUGCUGAAAAAAUUGCAGAGCAUUUCCCAUCAGCAGUGUUUGUUGUGGUUGAUAACAAGAGGAUGAUGCAACAUUUAGACACUCCUGCCAUUAAGCUGCAUAAGUACGCUGAUGGACGGUGGAAGCUUAAGGAUGCAAACAAAGUCAUGUUCCAGACUCCUUAUGUUUUGGAAACGGUGUCACACUUACUGCAGCGCGGUGUCCAAAAGGACCUUGUGGACUUUGACAAUUAUUUGGAUGAUCUGUCCCAGGACUGGACCAACCUAGGCAUCGAGAAGCUGAUCGCCAGCAUCAAUGCGUCAAACACCAUAGACUGUAAGGAGGAUGACAAACUGUUCCGAUAA
Messenger RNA from Spodoptera littoralis (African cotton leafworm), 660 nucleotides. The record is from the annotation of a GenBank genome assembly. Lineage: Eukaryota; Metazoa; Arthropoda; Insecta; Lepidoptera; Noctuidae.